ACGGCACACAAACAUAUGUCAACUUCAAAGGCAGUUGAGAUAGCGGAUUGGUCCAACUUCACAUUUAAAAUAUCGUGUUCUAUGAGGGGAAAUGCUUCACCGGGAGGAAGCUGGAGAUCUGCAGCGACUGUGACAACUUCCAGGACCGUGGCUUCAUGAACAGGGUAAACUCUGUCCGUGUGGAGAGCGGGGCCUACGUCUGCUAUGACCACCCAGACUUCAAGGGCCAGCAGUACAUUCUGGAGCAUGGAGAAUACCCCGAAUUCCAGCGCUGGAAUUCCCAUAACGAUCACAUGGGCUCCUGCAAGCCAAUCAGGAUGCAUGGAGAGCACUACAGGAUGGAGCUGUUCGAGGGAGACAACUUCUCAGGCGAGUGUGUGGAGCUGUGUGAAGACUGCCCCUUCCUGCAGGCUCGUGGUCUGACCAAGAGCUGCGUCAACUCCGUCAAGGUUUAUGGAGAUGGAGCCUGGGUGAUGUAUGAGGAGCCUAACUACCGCGGACGCAUGUACAUCGUGGAGAGAAGAAACUACAGCACCCACAUGGAGUGGCAGGCGGAGAACCCCAGCAUCCAGUCUGUUCGCAGGGUGGCAAACUACUUCUAAAAGCCCCUCACAGUCACAGGCAAUGUGUCUGCGAGCGUCAGAUCAUCAACUGAGGAAAAACACACCCCACUGUCAAGUAAUCCCAUGCUGACUCUGUGGGGCAGUAAAAUAAUAAAAGAUGAAGAAAA
Molecule: messenger RNA, 730 nt
Organism: Notothenia coriiceps (black rockcod)
Lineage: Eukaryota; Metazoa; Chordata; Actinopteri; Perciformes; Nototheniidae
Product: gamma-crystallin N-A
Exons: 4
Coding region: 156-602 (148 amino acids)
Biological process (GO): visual perception; lens development in camera-type eye
Molecular function (GO): structural constituent of eye lens
Source: RefSeq, a predicted model, not a curated record